Leguminivora glycinivorella is the source of this 1741-nucleotide messenger RNA. Its product is annotated as peroxisomal hydratase-dehydrogenase-epimerase-like. Gene Ontology annotation, cellular component: cytoplasm. The record is from RefSeq and is a predicted model, not a curated record. Lineage: Eukaryota; Metazoa; Arthropoda; Insecta; Lepidoptera; Tortricidae. The coding region runs from base 11 to 1717 and encodes 568 amino acids. Gene Ontology annotation, molecular function: oxidoreductase activity, acting on the CH-OH group of donors, NAD or NADP as acceptor. The transcript has 10 exons.
UCAGGGCGAUAUGGCAGAACACGGUGACAUUAAGGGAAAGACGUUUUUGAUCACAGGAGCCGCCUCUGGUCUAGGUGCAUUAUACGCUGAAGCGUUUCUACGAGAAGGAGCUAAGCACAUAGCGAUACUCGACGUAGCAGAGGCAAAAGGGAAGGAAACAGCUCAGCAACUGAAUAAGACAUAUCCUGGAAAAGUAACGUUCAUUAAGUGCGACGUUGGCGAUGAGGACAAUAUCUCAAAGAGUUUCAACCAAGUUGUGGACACCGUCAAGCAGUUGGACGUGGUGAUCAACAACGCUGGAAUUCUAAACGACUCGCCUGAUGUCUGGAGAAAAUCCUGUGAUGUUAACUGGCAAGGUCUGGUAUCAUUUUCAAUGAGGGCCGUGCAACACAUGAGAAAAGAUGAAGGCAGGGCAGGCGGCACCAUCGUAAAUAUUGCGUCCAUUGCGGCUGUCUUCCCAAUCGGGUCCAUUCCUAUCUACUGCGGAUCCAAAGCCGCAGUGCUACAUUUCAGUCAAAGUCUUUCGCAAGCUCCCUUUGAAGAAACGACAGGAAUAAGAGUGUUAACCAUAUGUUUCGGAGCAACGGACACGGCACUGAUGAAAAAUCUGGCUGAGAGGGUAUACAGUGAACAAUUUCAAGAGGAGUUUUUGAACCUUAUACCAAACAAUGCGAUUCAAAAAGCCGAAUCAGCUGUGGAAGCCUUCAUUUUAAUGUUCAAGAAUGCAUCAAAUGGCUCGGUGUGGCUGUCGAAAAAUAACCAGCCAGUGCAAGAUAUAACGCCUAAGAUACACGACUUUUAUAACUCAUUUACUAUAAAAAUCCUGAUAAGAUUAAAGAACAACAGAUACAAUAUAAAAUUGACACAUAAAGAGAAAGCGGAGCCAUUGAAUCACAAAUAUCACAAUAUGGCAGGACUAGCGGACAUUACGGGAAAGACAUGUCUGAUCACAGGAGGCGCUUCGGGUUUGGGAGCGCUAUACGCUAAUGCUUUCCUGAGGGAAGGAGCUAAGUAUGUAGCUAUACUGGACAUAGCAGAGGCGAAAGGAAAAGAAACAGCUGAACAACUGAACAGCAUAUAUCCUGGCAAAGUGGCGUUUAUUAAAUGCGAAGUUGGGGAAGAGGAGAGCAUCUCAAAAAGUUUCAACCAAGUUGUGGACACGGUCAAACGAUUGGACGUGGUGAUCAACAACGCUGGAAUUUUCAACGACUCUCCUACUAACUGGAGAAAAUCGUGUGAUGUCAAUUGGCAAGGUCUGGUGUCGUUUUCGAUGAGAGCAGUGAAGCACAUGCGAAAAGCUGAAGGCGGAGCAGGCGGGACCAUCGUAAACAUCGCGUCCGUAGCGGCUCUCCGCCCAACAGGGUGCUUUCCUAUUUACUGCGCGUCCAAAGCGGCUGUGCUACAUUUCAGUCAAAGCCUUUCGCAAGUUCCAUUUGAAGAAAUAACAGGUAUUCGAGUGUUAACGAUAUGCUUAGGACCAACGGACACUGCAAUCAUGGAAAACCUGGCUGACAGGAGGUAUGACAAAACAUUUGGAAAUGUCCUUUUGAAGCGCAUAACCCAGGAUUCACUUCAAAAAACCGAACCAGCUGUAGCAGCCCUCAUCACGAUGUUCAAAAACGGGACAAACGGCUCGGUGUGGAUGUCGGAGAACAAUCAACCAGUCCAAGACAUCACGCCGAAGAUACAAGCCUUUUAUAACUCAUUUGCUAAAUAAAUUACUUAUUUUAAUCAACAUGAA